This is a messenger RNA of Sorex fumeus (smoky shrew), 1828 nucleotides long. It is a transcript of the gene PCMT1, whose product is annotated as protein-L-isoaspartate (D-aspartate) O-methyltransferase. Gene Ontology annotation, cellular component: cytoplasm. The transcript is spliced from 9 exons. Gene Ontology annotation, molecular function: protein-L-isoaspartate (D-aspartate) O-methyltransferase activity. Bases 1 to 1014 code for a protein of 337 amino acids. The record is from RefSeq and is a predicted model, not a curated record. NCBI's taxonomy places the organism in Eukaryota, Metazoa, Chordata, Mammalia, Eulipotyphla, Soricidae. Gene Ontology annotation, biological process: protein modification process.
AUGCCGGGAGCGCGCAGUGGCGGCAGCGGCAGCAGCAGCGGCGGCGGCGGCGGCGACGGCGGCGGCAGUAACCGCGGCGACUCCGGCGGGGACGCGGGCGGGGCGGUGACCGUGUGGGAAGUGGUGUCACUCUUAGGGAAAUUGUUCGGCACCGUCGCCGCGCUGAAGGCGCUUCUGUACCUGCUCCGGGUGUGCCUCGCGAUGGCCUGGAAAUCCGGCGGCGCCAGCCACUCGGAGCUGAUCCACAAUCUCCGCAAAAAUGGAAUCAUCAAGACAGAUAAAGUAUUUGAAGUAAUGUUGGCCACAGACCGCUCCCACUAUGCAAAAUCUAACCCUUACAUGGAUUCGCCGCAAUCAAUAGGUUUCCAAGCAACAAUCAGUGCUCCACACAUGCACGCGUACGCGCUAGAACUCCUCGCUGACCAGUUGCAUGAAGGGGCGAAAGCUCUUGAUGUAGGAUCUGGAAGUGGAAUCCUCACGGCCUGUUUUGCACGUAUGGUUGGCUCUACUGGAAAAGUGAUAGGAAUUGACCAUAUUAAAGAGUUGGUAGAUGACUCGAUCAAUAACGUCCGAAAGGAUGACCCUGCGCUUUUGUCUUCAGGGAGAGUGAAGCUGGUCGUGGGGGAUGGAAGACUGGGAUAUGCCGAAGAAGCCCCUUAUGAUGCUAUUCAUGUAGGAGCUGCAGCCCCGGUUGUGCCCCAGGCACUGAUAGACCAAUUAAAGCCUGGUGGAAGAUUGAUACUGCCCGUGGGCCCGGCAGGUGGCAACCAAAUGUUGGAGCAGUAUGACAAGUUCCAAGAUGGCAGCGUCAAAAUGAAACCGCUGAUGGGAGUGAUAUACGUGCCUUUAACAGACAAAGAGAAGCAGUGGUCCAGGACUUCAAGUACUAUGUUGAAUACAACUGACGUAUAUGAGUAUCCCUCCGAUGCUCCUGCUCUUACAGGAAAAGCUUUCAGCUUUUCACCGUUGAGUGUGAUGUUAGCUGGGGCUUGUUUAUGGCCUUUAUUAUGUUGAGGGACGAACUGUAAAAGCAACAUCAGCUUGACCAGUAUCUAAUAUUACAGUGGAUUGUUCAUCUCAGUCCUCAGAGCUUUUCGAAAACCAACAGCAUCACAGCUUGUUUUGGACUUUUCGUUACACUGUUAUUUUCAGCAUGAAAAUGUGUGGUUUUGUAGAGUUUCCAAUUCUUCAAAGAGGCACGGAAGCCACCUUGGUAGAAAGAGGCAAAGAUUUAGAUUUGUGUAUUCUUUAACACGCCCACAUUUUACUUUCAAAUGUUCAGAGAAGGGGUUCUGCAAAAAUGGAGACACGGGCUUGUGAAUUGAUUUUGAGGCGCGGCUUUUUCUUAGGCACUUAAUUGUUCGGGCGUGAACUUAAUCAGAUUGCGUUCGUGCACCCCCUAACACCACUAUUCACAAGUUCAGAUUUCUUGGAUGUGGAUGUCUCUAGAUGCUACUAAGAAAAUAGAGAUGAGCUUUCUUUUUAAAGCUUUUGAUGUGGUAUUAGAUAGACUAGCAUGUUGUAGAUACAAUCAGCCUCUUUGUUACCCUCAAACUAAGCGUUUGUAAAUAUUAAAUCUUUAGAUGACAGGUGAUGUCCCUUGAAACACUCUGCUGUUCAAAGGGACAGAACUGUCACGGUUUUCCCUUCCUCUGUUUAAAAAUUAUAGACACCGGUAGCUCAGUAUUAUUUUUUUUUUCCGCUCCUGUUCUCCAAUUUGCUGCUGAUUCUGUACAUGACUUUUAACAUGCUGUGUAAGCUGUGUCCUAGUUCCUGAACAGUUUAUGCAGUGCUGCUUUGCCAAAUAAAGUUAAAAGAUAAAGAGGCA